Molecule: messenger RNA, 711 nt
Organism: Knipowitschia caucasica
Lineage: Eukaryota; Metazoa; Chordata; Actinopteri; Gobiiformes; Gobiidae
Source: the annotation of a GenBank genome assembly
AUGGGACGAGGUGGUGCGAGAAUGGAGGGGCGGAAAGGGGGCGGGGGGAGACACCGACAGAAAAGGAGGCGAAAGGGGGAGGGGAGGGAGACAGAAAAGUGGAAUAGGGGAGAUUUGGUUAGGGUGGAGGGCGCGGGGCGCACGGGGGGCGCGGGAAUCGCCGCUACUGCGCUAUUUGUUCGCGGGGUUGUUGGGCGGUCGUCAGGGGCCCGUGUGGUACUGGCGCGUAUCAAUGACCCGGCCCGGGGCGUUUGGUGGGCCCGAGCUCUUUGUUUCGCGUUGGGGUACGAUGUGGGGGGGGGAAGGGAGUGGCGAGAGGGUUGCGCACCGGAGGUAGGGGAAGGGGCCGCGGCGGAACGGUCGUCGCCUGUGUUGGUGGGGUGCUGUGUUGGUCGGGUGUGCCGGUCUCGGUGGGAGAGGGGGCGGGGGGCAGGAGGGGGGGGGACUGAGGUGGGGGGGGGGGCGGGUGGGCGGAGGGGGGUAAGGUGGGGGUUUACGCUGGGGGGGGGGGGCAGGGGUGGGUUGGACGGGCCGGACUCCUGUUUGUGUGGGUGGGUGGCAUUCUUGCGUCGGUGGGCCGGUGGGUGGGGUGAGGCGGGAUGGUGGCUUGCAGGUAAGUUGCUGCGUCUUAGUGGGGUCUCUACGGGGGAGGGGGGCUUCGUGCCGGGCACUGUCCCCUCUCCCCCAGACUCUGGGGCCCAGCCGCCCUAG